This is a messenger RNA of Clonostachys rhizophaga, 333 nucleotides long. The record is from the annotation of a GenBank genome assembly. NCBI's taxonomy places the organism in Eukaryota, Fungi, Ascomycota, Sordariomycetes, Hypocreales, Bionectriaceae.
AUGGCUAAGAAGUGGCCAAACAGGAGUCAGAAGGCCAAGGCCAACGGCCAGCCAGAAAACCAGCCUGCUGCCGCACCUGGAGCCCAAGCUCAAGAAGAAAAUCCGCUGCAACAGCGAUCUGAGAACAUAACCACCGAAUCUGGCCGACCUCCUCGAAGGAACCUAACCAAGGGAAUCAGCCUUCCAGACCCCAGGCGAACCCACCCCGACGGAAUCCCCAAGAUCCGCAUCAAGGAAACAAGCAAAACCGUCCCCAGGCGAACCACCAAAACCCUAGCCAAGGGAACAGAACAAACCUGCCUCGUCAAGGUCGAAACCAGGCUUGGAAGAUAA